AUGGAUUACACGACAAGCUAUCAGCCGACAACCCAACCAGCCAUAAUAAUUAGAUGCUCACCACUGCUCACUAGACCACACGAUACGAAGCAAUACAUACAAUACCCUAACAUAGAUCUAUCUGAGUGGCGCGAUCACAGAGUCCUGGCUAAACAUCGUGGGUUAUACCUACCGGGGGUAAUACGGCAGGCUGAUGGAUGUAAAGUCACAGUGGAGUUAGAUGGACAGGACAUUGAACCUAUAGAGUACAGUGAUUUGUUCGGUGUCAAUAGAUAUGACGUCAUCAGUGACGCGAGCCCCCAGCUCAGUCAUCUGCCGGUGGGGUCUGCGUGCGUCUUCAAGACAACAGACCCGAACAGAGAUGGGGGGCAUAACGUGUUCAUCGAGGGUGAAGUGUUCGAAGUUAAUAAUUCUCCCAUCAGGAUUCGCGUUAAGGUCAUAGAGGGCGACACUUGUAAGGAGGUGGUUGAGGUAAAGCGUGCUGAUAUUCGUCUUCGUCAACCUCCGUGGGCCGACGAGCUGGAAGACGCCGGCUCUCACGCACCAACUGUUCCACAUAUGAGGCAGCAGUGCGUCUCUGUACCGUACUCUAUGGGUGAUCACUUCGCGACGUCGUCUCCUAUGCCGGGCGCGUCCCACGUGUCGGUGUCGCUGUCAGCUGGGGCGCGACCCUUCGACGACUACGGCAGUGAUGACGACCUGCCCAGCGAGAACAUUAUGUUCCCCACUGACGCCUCGCAUAUGGAUUGUAAUAACAGUAAGAGGAGCAGUCUACAGAGCAGAGGCAGUACAUCAAGUCUCGUUGAGGGCAGUCUGACUCCUCGCUCACAGCCGCCUACACCCAGAUCUCAAGCUGCUACGCCUCAUAAGUACAAGAAGGGUGACGUGGUGUCCACGCCUACUGGUAUAAGGAAGAAGUUUAAUGGGAAACAGUGGCGCAGGUUGUGUUCUAAGAACGGGUGCGGCAAGGAAAGUCAGCGGCGGGGAUACUGCUCGCGACACCUCUCACAAGGAGGGGUUAAUAGGUCGUCUAAUACACCGCUCACACAAGGAUCUACACAUACACCGCAGCAGAGAAGCAGCAGUAAGUCGUUAUCAUCAACGGUACGGGCGUGGAGGGAGAUGAAACGUCUCGUGAGUCAGACACCACGCCGCCCAACUACCCGCGUCACGGGCAGGUUUGACCAGGAUGAGACAGAGGCCGCUAACAUGCUAGUGUCUCUCGGUAGUUCUCGUUCCGGCAGCCCGGGCGCGUCUCCAGUGAGCGGGUCGCCGGUGCUCCGCGGCAACGUGUUCGUUCCCAUAUCCUCCCCGCAGCCCCUCCGCCUAACAAUCCCCCCGCACAAGAACUACCAUCACCACCUUAUAAGACCUGAGUCACUACGUCCAGCUAUAGUGAGUCCUCCGGUAGGGGGCGUGGCCACCAGCGUCAUUAGACUCUCCCCCGCCCCCCACACAUCCUUAUCAGAUAAUCGCAACGGACAAAAUAUUCAAUUGAGCCAACCGAAUAUGAUGGGACUACAGACAACGCCAUUCAACAUACAGAGCAGCAUGCCAUCCAACCUGAACGCGCCAACGACGAUACAAUCAUCAUUAAAUUUUCCAAAUAUUAUAAAUAAUCUGAAUCAGAAAUUUCAAACGUACGCCAAUUCAGCGAGACCGACCAAAAUAGAAGAUUCACUACACAACGUAGUAGUUCACCGCAUGCCGAGCAACGGGACGGAUAUAGACUAUAGGAACAAGACGUACCGCAGGAACGGUAUACAGGAGCAAUAUAGACGGGACGCGGACAUGUCGCCGCCUUUGAAUAACUAUGAAAAUUUUCUGAAUAGAAGAGUCUCGGAUUACGAUGAUGAGGACCACUCGGUCCCUCAACCGGACGGCGUCCACUUAGAACUGUCCGAGGCUCGCUUGAUGGACGACAAGAGGGUCGUGAAGACGGCGCCGCUAACGAACAGGUGCAUCUCAUUGGUCGACGAUACUAAGGACACGCUAAGGAAACUGUACGUGAUACCGCAGGGCAGCAUCGAAAAGAAGAUUGUGCUCAUCAAGAACGAACCCGCGGACGUACAGAUAGAACACAAGCAACAGUCUCAGCAAAUGAACAACAACGAUCAAGAAAUAGAGCACCGUAAUAUAGACAACGGAGACACUGGUAACAAUCUCAACAAUAGUGCCGUUAUAGUACAUCCCAAUCAACUACUGCCGGUGUUACCGCCGCCUUCCUCGGCCAUUAUAGUGUCAUCUAGUGGUGUGCCGAGUGUGUUCUCGUGGCAGUCACUGGUGCCGUUAUUAAGAGCGGCGUCUCCACCCACCGUGCCACAUUCGCCACGUACGCCACACACGCCACACACGCCGCACACGCCACACACGCCUCAUACGCCACACACACCACACACGCCACACGUCAAGACAGAGGAUAUCAAGACUGAGAAUGAUGGUACAACAUCGAUGUGCACGGAUGAGGACGAUGAAGUGUUUGAAUGCGAGGAGUCUACCAACAACGACAACAACAGACGGACCAACAACACGAGCUCUAUGAACACACAAACGGCCGGGCAGGAGAAGAAGGAGCGUCGCAUCCGUCGUCCAAUGAACGCGUUCAUGAUAUUCUCCAAGCGUCAUCGACAGAUGGUACAUCAGCUACAUCCCAACCAAGACAACAGAACCGUCAGUAAAAUACUUGGCGAGUGGUGGUACUCACUUAAACCUGAGGAAAAGAAGAAAUACAAUGAACUGGCCAGCGAGGUGAAGGAAGCUCACUUCAAAGCGCAUCCGGAGUGGAAGUGGUGUAAUAAGGAUCGCCGUAAAUCAUCGAGCAGCAGAGAUCCGACUGGCUCUACGCCUCAGAGUCCUCGAACUCCAUCUGAAGGACCAAAUCCCAUGAUGGCCAGUGCGGACAUGUCUGUUAACUCACAGACAUACACACACAUAGGAUCGCCGCAGCUCAGCGAUGACGAACCUAUGCAAAUAAGUCAAACAGUAGAAGAACCUUCGGCGCCUGCGCAGAAUAUAGAGAUAGAUCUCAAGUGUGGCGAGAAAGUUACGGACUCCGACUCAGAAGGGAUCGACACGAGGGAAUAUCUGACGCACCACGACACGAGGCGACCCAAACCUAUUAAAGCUAGGGCGGGGUCGUCUGAUAAUCUGUUGGGUAUAACAGCUUCAAGCCCGGGAGGCUUCAAGGUGUUCCAACCGACGGGAGGAGCUUUUUAA
This is a messenger RNA of Danaus chrysippus (African queen), 3216 nucleotides long. The record is from the annotation of a GenBank genome assembly. Lineage: Eukaryota; Metazoa; Arthropoda; Insecta; Lepidoptera; Nymphalidae.